GAGAAAAUCAGCUUGUUGACAAACAUCCACGGCCUCCUUUGGAGAUGGUGUAUGUGUCAAAAUGCUUUGGAACGCUCCAUUUUUGGAUCGCCAUUUUUGAAAGCUAUAUGGGUGUUAAGGGAGAAUCAAGCAAUCAUCGAGCUAAGGCAGUUGCCACUGAUGAACAAAUGCGCCUGGCAAGGCUCACUCUUGAAGGAAAUUCUGCCGAAGAGGAUCCUGCUAAUAUACAAAGGUUGAUAAAAAGGGUCAUCGAAACCACGAGGUGCUCGCAAGCCCGAGCGGAGCUAGCUUUGUAUGAUAACGACAACGAUCUCGCCGCUGCUAUUGAUUACAUUCUUGAACAUGGAUCGGAAAUAGAAUCAUGGACUGAGCAGAAAAGCAAAAAAGACAAAAAGAAAGAGGAAGAGGAAAAACGACCAUCUCGAGGACAGUCGUCUGCACGAGGUCGAGGUGGGUAUGGUGAUCGUGGAGGUCGUGGUCGAGGACGUGGCGAGCCGAUGGCAGCACGUGGAGCAUCUCGUGGAGCUUCAAUGAGUGGUCGCGGACGAGGUGGAAUGGGAGGAAAUGCCCGUCCCGUCCCCGCGAAGCCUCAUAGUGAAGAUUCGACUAUCAAGACCACUGACACUGAUUCCGUGGAUGAAGCCAGCGAUUGGAAAGGAGGACCUAUGGUGUUCCAUCGAUCGGAAGAUCCUGCAACAUCCUCCCUGCCGAAUUCGAAUGCCUCCGUUCCUCUGUCUCAAGCAUCUAAUACAACCCCUGCUCCGAUCUCUUUUGCUGCAGUUGCUGCUGCAGCCGCGAAGAAGGAUACGAAACGACAACAAGCACCGACGACCAACUCUGUACCUGCAUCUGAACAAACGGUGCCGAACUCUACAGAUUUUCACCAUGAGGAACCAGUCACGAGUUCUAGCCCACCUGCUGCUGAUCAAUCAGCAAAUAAGGACGUUUUCUACAGCGAACCUUCCGUUGCUCAUCCAACAAAUCAAGACGAGAGAGAGGUACCAGGUCUUCCUUCCACAUCGGAUGCGGAUGACGGCGAAGUGUUACCAUCUACGCCUACCCUAUCACCAGCAAUACAGGCAAAUUGGACCAGUCAACUAAAGAACGAUCUCGGAAUUGGUAUCUCCAGCUCGCCACGCCAACAGCAGUUCACUUCUGUGCAGUCCCUUACUUCCGCUCCUGCUGGUGUCGAGUUUGUCACGGCAACAGUCCCUCCUGGACUUUCGGAUUAUCAUUUUGGAUUUGUGGACGCGCCACAAAGUACGGAUAUACCCACAUCCGCCCCUUCAGUGGCGAAUGCAUCGAACGACGUCCUUUUUGCUACAACACGUUCCACGACUAAUACCACGGGUGCUAGCGUACCUUCAAAGGUCACGGAGGGCGAACGUCCGCCGCUGAACGGUGACUUCUCUUUAAAAGCUUCUCCACCGAUAUCGCACUCAUACGGACAACAACAGCAGCAUAAUACGAGGUCUUUAUCGUAUGCGGAUCCUUCAUCAGUAUCCUACGCCCCAACUACACAGUCCGACCGUGGUGUGAGCACCGGAAGCAAACCACCAGCGCCCAUACCCCAUCCUCCGCAGCAGUCAGCUCACCAAGCACCGCAGCAAAUCUUCCCAACGCAGAUGCCCUAUGGUUCGUACCCAUACAUGAAUAUGAACAUGUACAGCCCGGUGACUGGGGUGCGAGCUGAAGAUCAAUAUGCUGCUCUAUAUGCUGCGAGUAUGCCGUUUGGAAUGGGUGUGGAUUUGUCGGCGAUUUUACCCCCGACGACUCCGAUGUCACAAGCGGGAGCCAGUCAACAACAUCCGGGUUCAACGCAACAUCGUUCUGACACUCAUAAUCUGGUCGACAUGAACAAAUUCGCUUCUGGAAACGCUAGAGAUGGCACCGGACAACAACCGUCGAACGUCGCACCUCCUCCUGGAUUCGCGAACCCAUCGUUUAUGCCACAACCUGGCCUGUCGUCCCUAUUCCUUCAACAACAAUUUCCACCGCAUCCAUACUCGUUCAUGAUGCCGAAUGUCGGGUCUGGACGUCAGAUGUAUCCGCAGGAGGACGAUCGCAAAACUUACGAUAAAAUGGGAGGAGCAAAACAAGCACAGCCCACUCCUCCACAGCACUAUCACAACGGUGGAUAUCUCAACAGCGGCCUCAACAAGAAGCCCUAUAACUGGAACUCUUAACUGGUUGCACAUGUUCUCAAUCUCUUAAAUUCGUGUUAAUAAUAAAAAAUCAUUGAAAUCAUUUGCGUGUUGGUAAAGGAUAUUUCCUUAAUUUUUCUACGCG
Messenger RNA from Cylicocyclus nassatus, 2289 nucleotides. The record is from the annotation of a GenBank genome assembly. Lineage: Eukaryota; Metazoa; Nematoda; Chromadorea; Rhabditida; Strongylidae.